Amphibalanus amphitrite is the source of this 1579-nucleotide messenger RNA. RefSeq lists its product as uncharacterized. The transcript has 2 exons. Lineage: Eukaryota; Metazoa; Arthropoda; Thecostraca; Balanomorpha; Balanidae. The coding region runs from base 221 to 1432 and encodes 403 amino acids. Gene Ontology annotation, biological process: DNA integration; DNA recombination. Gene Ontology annotation, molecular function: DNA binding. The record is from RefSeq and is a predicted model, not a curated record.
UAUUAAACCACGAGCAGGAAUAAAAAUCAUUUAAACGUCGAGCCGCAGGCGAGACGUUUAAAUGAUUUUUUUUCCUGCGAGUGGUUUAAUUGUUUUAUCCCGUGGCGGUUGCGCGUUCUUCAAUAAAUAUACAAGCUCACAAAGCCAUCUGCAAAAUAUUUAUCAGCUUCCAUGAUUACUUCCUUGGAUUACUUUCUCUCUAACUACUUUCUGGGUCGAUAUGAACCAUGAAAGGGAGUUACCUAAUUUUGACAUGUUUCAAGGGUUCCUGGACUAUGAUGAUGAACCAGAUGAAAAUGUGGAAGAAAGAAUUGACAAGUUUAUUCAAAAUCAGGUGCCGGCGGCAACGACUAAGAAAACCAAGUCAGAUAUCCGGAAGUUAGACGCUUUUCUACAAAGAAAGAAUGAGACUAGACCGAUAGAGACUAUUCCGGCAAGGGAGCUGAACAUAAUUCUAUGCGAAUUUAUCAUGGAACUUAACAAGGACAAUGGCGAUCCAUUUGAAAUUUCUACUUACAACGGCGUUCGGUAUUCGCUGGAGAGACAUCUGAAGGCCGUGAAGCACCCGCAACCAGAUCUGAGUGGGAAAGAAUAUGAUAAGUUUCGGGCUUGUCUGUCGGCAAAGGUGACCAUUGCGAAGGGAGCAGGAAAGGGAAAUCGGCCGAAUCGUGCAAUGCCCCUCAGCGAAGAUGAUGAGAAGAAACUUUGGACUAGUGGAGCAAUGGGGAAACACUCGCCUAAGUGUCUCUUGCGGGCACUCUGGUGGAAGUUUACCACUGGCUUCGGUCUUCGUGGUGUUCAAGAACACCGUGACAUGCAAUGGGGCGAUGUGAAGCUCGGUGAAUCGUCUGAAGGGACCUUCAUCGAGUUUCAGGAGCGAGCUACUAAGACGAGAAAAGGUGCAUGCCCGGGACGCCCAUUCACCCCCAAGAUAUACUGUACUUGUGAGGGUCAGUGUUCCGAAAGCUGUGCGGUGGCUCUUUUCAAGCUAUAUGAAGAAAAGAGACACAACAAAGAACACCCAGCGUUCUACCUAGCCAUCAACUACCAGAGCAAAGAAGACUGGUAUAAAAACCAGCCGCUCGGCAACGGCAGCCUCAGCAAGAUGAUGAAAGAGACAGCGAUUGACGCGGGCUUAGAAGGAAACAGGUUUACCAACCACAGCGGCCGCAAGACCUUCAUUGCGCAGCUUACGGGACAUAAGAGUGUUAGUUCUCUAUCGAGCUACGCCGAAGCCGAUGAAAAAAUGCAGAAGAGAAUGUCGGCUGUGGUCGCAGGAGAGAGCCAUCCUGCUGGGCCAGUCAAGAGGACAGAAGUUGUGUCUCGCGCGGAUGGGGGGCAAGAUGUUCACGCGCAGAGCAUGUCGACUGGUGCGAGCGGAUUCAGUGGGAACUUCAAUGGCUGUACAUUCUAUGUGUACAGUCGUAACUGAUAAGUUACGAGGGCGCUAGACAACAAGGAGUGGAGUGAUUUGAAUAGUGAUUUUGAAAACUGUCACCAUUAAAACGUUAUGCUUGUUCAGCCUGCAACUCGAAUGUUUUGAAUGUGAUGCGAUGUGAUUGAAAUACAUAUCGUCAUA